GUGCUUUUCAUGCAGAUUUGCCUUUUUCGCAUGCUGUUCGAUCUGUAGCAAUUGUAUUCGUGCUGGCUAUGCUAGUCGGUGGACGCUAUAAAAAUGUCUUCACCCAUCACUAGCCUCGACGUCGCCCGAUACCAAUGCCUACCGGACUCUACAACCCUUUCAACGAUUCACAUCCGGCCUUUGCUGAGUACAAGGCAAUGUCGUUGGCAUAUGCCGAAGCAUACUAUGACUUCAAGCCCGCCGAGACACAACAAAAGAAAUCAUGGUUAUCUCGCGUGCUUUGCUUCUCUCUGCAUGCAGGGCUCGUCUUCAUUCACCUCCUCCUCUUGUUGAUAUGUAUCACUGGAGUUGAACAUAAUAUUGUUUUUCCCAUCGGAAAGGAUAGUGAUAUCUUAUCCACCGUCAUAGUUCAGGCGUCCCAAGUCAUUGUUACGAUAUACCUGGCGGUGCUCGUCUUCGUUAGUCAGCAACUGGCUACUCGGCGAAAUCUGCAAACGAGACAGACCUUGACAGCCACGCAUGACAAUAUAUCUGCCUGGACAGGACUGGGAGCUGCUUUGCUUGCCAUUUGGCGCCAGACAUCCAUCGCAGCUAGCGUCGUCGGAGCUCUCUGCGUGGCUGCGUAUUUCGUGUUUGCCGCCGUUCUGCAUAUCACUACACCUGCGAUCUUCAGCCUCCAGCCGUUUAAUACGACCCGCUAUACAGCGAUAUCUACUACAUUGGGGGCGCCCAACAUCUCGGUCAAAAAUCUCGGUUCCUCUAAUCCUUCGAGUUUCUUCCUCGACUCUACUCCCGUCAUUCCGUACCUUUCCAAUAGUGAUCGCAUUUCCAAGAUCGGCUUGGAGAACGGGACACUUUACGAUGUGCUCUCCGACAAUCCGGGCCAAGGAGAUGUCCACGUCAAUGCUGUGACGUUCAACGUCAGUUGCGGAUACGUAGAUGGUGCAUCGGUUGCCCCAAUCAACAGUACAGGCAAUUGGACCGUCGGCACGGUUUAUGAUGACCAGGUUAAUCCUAUACCUGUUCUCGCGCCGAAUACAAUCAAAUGGUUGUCUUUCCACAGCGACAAAUUUCAAGAUCCUUCGCGGAAUGUGAUGUUUUAUACAUCGGCUAACAUUACCGACUCUCAAGGCUCGACUGGCAACCUCGUAGACUUGAAUCCUCCCAUGCGACCUGGUGCCAAUAUGGACUCCUCACGCAAAAAUGUCAGUUAUUUCGACGAGACGACUGUUUAUACGAUGCAGCUCAUUGGUUGCACCGUCACUCUGGUCAACCAGUCCGCGGUCGUUGACGCGCAAACUCGGCUCCUUCGAGACGUACACCCUUUGGGUCACAAAGUGUCCUCGACGUGGUCUCAGUGGGAUCCUGUAAUGAUCCCCGGCAAUGCGACUGUCUCAUCUUCUCCAAAGAGUUCGACGGCGAUCCUUGGGCGCGGUGAACGGGCUGUUACGCCACGAAUCAAGAAACGGCAGGGUAGUGGGUCAGGACAGGGUUCACCUACUCCAGCACCCGCCCCGCCGGAUAACACGCCGGCUCCAGAUCUGGGGCCUCAGAAUACUCCCCAACCGCAACCACCCUCGCCAAAUCCACCAUCUCCAGACCAGGGUCCACCUACACCUCUUCCUCCAGAUUCUUCGCCGAUGCCGCCACCACAGGAUACACCGCCAUCGCCAAAUCCUAACGUCCCGACAACCCCGCCGAUGCCAGAUCCGGGAGCUCAGAACACCCCUCCGCCUGGAUCCGCUCCUUCACCCAGUCCGUCAUCACCAGAUGGUCUUCCACCUUUGUCGUUACCAUCGGACAGGGUUCCGCAAGUUUAUGAGCCCCAAGACCCAAAUGCAAAGCCUGCGAGUCAACAGGGUCAACAAAACCCAUCGCCGCAAAAUAAUCCCCCAACAAAUCCUUCGCCCCAAGGCCCUCCAUCUCAAGAUAACUCGCCUCAAAAUCCCCCGCCUCAGAACAAUGCACCCCAGAAUUCUCCACCCCAAAAUCCUUCUCAGGAUAAUUCCUUGCCUCAAAAUUCUUCGCCCCAAAAUUCUCCAUCAGAUAAUUCCUCGCCUCAAAGUCCCGCGGGAAAUCCACAGACGAAUUCCGGCCCAGAUUCAGGUUCUCCCCCUUCUCCUGCAGAUAACGCCGCUCCUGGAUCACAACCUCAGGAUACUGGUAAUGGAGUGCAGGAUGCAGGGAACCAGGGGGCUACUCCAGAUCAGGGUUCCUCGCCUGUGCCUGGUUCUAAUCCGGGUUCUCAACCUGCGAAUGGAAACACACCGGCCGACCAGCCUGGUUCCAACGGUAACCCCAACGCCAGUCCUGGGCAGGACAACGGAAACAUGCCAGGGUCUCAGCCCAAUCCUAGUCCCGAUACUCCGUCUGGUAAUACCGGGAAUGUACCAUCCUUCCAAACGCCUGGGGCCAGUCCCAAUGCCGGCACCAGUGGUGGGAAUUCACCGUCAGCUCAAAGACCUGGUCCAACCAAUAUCCAACCGGGCAAUUCACCGACGGGCCAGUCGACCGGCGCCGGUACUGCCUUACCCUCGAACAGCCGGGUGGGCUCAUCAGCCCUAAACCCCGGCACGGUAACGAAGGCUUCAACCUCUGGUGCUAGUUCAGCGGCGACACAUAUGUCUAGUUCGUGCUCUCCGUCAACAACGACAUCCAGCUGUACGUCCGGCACCUGUACAACUACAACUGUGAUGCAUAGUUGUACCACUAGUGCUAGUAGUAGUGCAACUGCGUCGCAUAAAUCCGCGUCUUCCAUUGGUACGAAGCCGACCGCGACGGGUAUUAGUGGCAGAGCAGAACCUGAGGCCCCUGCAUAUUAUGACAUGCCCAACGCAUUGCUCGAUGUGUGGUGGAACCUCUUUGACCAGGCUGCUAUCAGCCGUUUCCCUUCGACUGAUGACUGCCCUGGUUUCCCUUGGACCAACCCUGAGUCUUGCAAUCCUUUGACUGUCGUUGAACAGUUUGUGAUGGAAAAUCUCGGUCUACAUCCUACUCUACUGGACAGUCCCGUACGACAAGCACCCCAAAUCGCGCUCCACGAUUUGGAGAACUCUCUCGCGAGUGCAACGGCGGCGUCCUAUUGGGCGGCGUUGUACGCCAAGGCUGGUGGAUUGAAGGACGACGAUCCCAAUGACGCAGCCAAUUCUAAAAACAUUGUGGCAACUCCAAUGACCGGAAAUGCGACCAUAGCGUAUGCUUACACUGCCACGCGGUUGAAUAUCAACCUUCUUCCUCUCCUCGCUGGUCUAGUCGCGUCCAUAUGCCUCCUUCUUCUCUCAUUCCGAUUGGUCGGAAAGGGCUCCCGUGAAGGAGAAGACUCAGAUAUAGAUGCAAUAGGCGUCUUGCAAAUCCUGUGGCUCAUGAGUAUGCGCCCAGACUUGCAGAAGAUUAUUUCCGAGGUCGACGAUCCGACGGUAGACAACCUACGAAAGUCGGGAAUGGUGAAUACGUCCUUGCAUAGAGAUGAUGACGACGUACAGCUACUCGCGCCUGUGGCUCUCACUUAGGUAGCGAACAGAAGGAAAGUGUAUGAGUCCUGACGAACUAUUGUACUAGUACUAUCACGAUGUGAACAUGAAACCCAACUUUGCAAAUUGCGC
Messenger RNA from Desarmillaria tabescens, 3602 nucleotides. RefSeq lists its product as uncharacterized. The record is from RefSeq and is a predicted model, not a curated record. The transcript has 11 exons. The coding region runs from base 135 to 3509 and encodes 1124 amino acids. Lineage: Eukaryota; Fungi; Basidiomycota; Agaricomycetes; Agaricales; Physalacriaceae.